Cajanus cajan (pigeon pea) is the source of this 1552-nucleotide messenger RNA. RefSeq names its product glycine-rich protein. The record is from RefSeq and is a predicted model, not a curated record. Gene Ontology annotation, molecular function: phosphatidic acid binding. Lineage: Eukaryota; Viridiplantae; Streptophyta; Magnoliopsida; Fabales; Fabaceae.
CUGCUGAGGAUCCGGAAGCUUCACCAUUCGUCAUUCCAAUCUCCCAAUCAUCACUCAAAAUGUCGUUCUUUUCCCGGAACCGCGGCGGCGACGACACGGUCGACGACUACGACGAGUACGACCCGACGCCCUACGGCGGCGGCUACGACAUCGCCCUCACCUACGGCCGCCCCCUCCCACCCUCCGAGGAGACCUGCUACGCCAACACCGCCUCCUCCUCCGACGCCUUCGACUACGACCGCCCCCAGUACACCUCCUCCGCCGAGCCCUCCGCCUACGCCGACGAAGCCCUCGCCACCGAGUACAGCAGCUACGCCCGCCCCAAGCCCCACCCCGCCCCCGCCUCCUUCAACCCCGCCGCCGGCCAGCCCGGAUAUGGCGGGAGAAAGGAGGACUCUGAAUAUGGGUCGGGUUACGGGUCCGGGUAUGGUGGGAGAAAGGAGGAAUCCGAAUAUGGAUCUGGGUAUGGGCGGAAGCAGGAGUCUGAAUAUGGAUCCGGGUAUGGUGGGAGAAAGGAGGAAUCAGAAUAUGGAUCUGGGUAUGGUGGAAGGAAACAGGAGUCUGAAUAUGGAUCCGGGUAUGGUGGAAGAAAGGAAGAGUCUGACUAUGGGUCAGGGUAUGGUGGAAGGAAACAGGAAUCUGAGUAUGGAUCCGGGUAUGGUGGAAGAAAGGAAGAAUCUGAAUAUGGAUCCGGGUAUGGUGGAAGGAAACAGGAGUCUGAAUAUGGGUAUGGUGGAAGAAAGGAGGAAUCUGAAUAUGGAUCUGGGUAUGGUGGUGGAAGGAAGGAAGAAUCUGAAUAUGGAUCUGGGUAUGGUGGAAGGAAGCAAGAAUCUGAAUACGGGUCGGGUUAUGGAGGUAGAAAGGAGGAAUCUGAAUAUGGAUCCGGGUAUGGGAGGAAGCAAGAGUCUGAAUAUGGGUCAGGAUAUGGUGGAAGGAAGGAGGAAUCUGAAUAUGGGUCAGGGUAUGGUGGAAGGCAGGAGGAAUCUGGAUAUGGAUCCGGGUAUGGUGGGAGGAAAGAGGAGAGUGAGUAUGGAUCUGGGUAUGGUGGGAGGAAGGAGGAGAGUGAGUAUGGAAGUGGGUAUGGUGGGAGGAAGAGUAGUGGGUAUGGGGAGGAACAAGGGAGUGAGUAUGGCUAUGGAAGGAAGAGUGAGUAUGAGGAGAAACCUAGCUAUGGGAGCAGCAACUAUGAGAGCCAGGGAGGAAAGGUUGAGUAUGGCUAUGAUGAGGGGUUCCGCAAACCCAGCUAUGGGAGGCGUGACGAUGAUGAUGACGAGGGCUAUGGAAAGAAGAAAUAUGGAGAUGACUCAGAUGACGAUGAUGGGAGGAAGAAGCAUCACCACAAGCAUCACCAUCGCACAACUUACGAUGAUUAGUAAUCUAAAAACCAGAGGUUGCUGUGUGAAUGAAAGUCAUCCCAUAGCUUUUUAUCUACUAAAUAAGGGUUGACUAUUACUGUUAAGUAUUGAGCUUUAAGAAAUGUUGAUCCAAACUGAAUAUGAGGUUUGGCUUUGGAAUUCUAAUAAUAUCCGUUAUUUGAGUUUGUGUUAUAUUA